Messenger RNA from Erythranthe guttata (spotted monkey flower), 1384 nucleotides. It is a transcript of the gene BTR1L, whose product is annotated as binding to TOMV RNA 1L (long form). The record is from RefSeq and is a predicted model, not a curated record. Lineage: Eukaryota; Viridiplantae; Streptophyta; Magnoliopsida; Lamiales; Phrymaceae. Gene Ontology annotation, molecular function: RNA binding.
UCAUAUCUCAGAUUUUUCAACUCCUGCUUCUCUCUCUCUAGAUUUCAAAUGCUCUGACCAUCUCUAAGCUAUAUACAUUAUCUCUCUACAUAUACAUUACCAUACUUGCAUACACGCAUUAGAUACACAGCAAUGGAAGGAAAUAAAUCAGCGUACAGCGCGGCGUCGCCCGAGGAGCAGCUGAAUCAUUCGCCGCCGCCUCCAGACAAUGAAGAGAAGACCACUCACCUCAGGUUCCUUUUAUCAAAUGCUGAAGCUGGUUCUGUAAUAGGAAAAGGUGGUGCAACGAUCAAUGAUAUUCAGUCACAAUCUGGAGCUCGUGUCCAGUUGUCACGCAAUUUUGAGUAUUUCCCUGGCACAUCUGAUAGGAUUAUCAUGGUCUCUGGAACAAUUGAUGACGUAUUGAAGGCAGUUAAUCUCAUUCUGUCUAAAUUGCUAGAUGAGUUUUAUCCUGAGGAUGGUGGUGAAACCGAUCCCCAAUCGAAGAUUAGACUGGUUGUUCCGAAUAGCUCCUGUGGUGGAAUAAUUGGGAAGGGUGGAUCCAUCAUAAGAUCGUUGAUGGAAGAAUCCAGUGCUAGCAUUAAGAUAUCUUCUCAGGACACCUAUUACCCUGGCUUGCAUGAUAGGUUGGUGACAGUGUCUGGUUCUUUAGGAGAGCAGAUGCGGGCUGUUGAGCUGAUCUUACUGAAACUGGUUGAGGAUCAAUAUUAUCAUCAAUCUGCACAUGCUCCAUUUCCUUAUCCAGUGGUUGCAUACAAUGGGAUGAACUACGGACCGAAUGCCCCCGGACCAAAGUAUCAGAACAACAGGUCGCCCAACAAGCCACAGGAGGACAGAAGCAGUUCGAUUACUAUUGGCAUUGCUGACGAACACAUCGGAAUAGUUGUUGGUCGUGGUGGAAGGAAUAUUAUGGAAUUGAGUCAGCUUAGCGGAGCUAGGAUUAAGAUAUCCGAGAGGGGUGAUUUCAUGUCGGGGACAUCUGACAGGAAAGUUACGAUCACAGGUUCUCAAAGAUCAAUCCAUAUGGCGGAGUCCAUGAUAUCGGAGAAAAUCGCUUCAGUUGCUGAGAGAGAAUGAGUAGUUUCCUCAACUUGUUAUUUAUUAUAUAUCUUUGUUAAGAUAUUCGUUUCCUCAACUCGAGAUUUUGACAAAGGGACUAAUGAAAGAAAGGAUAUUCGUUUAAUUUAAGGGCGCGUUUGGACUAUCUAAAUUUUUGCAGGAAAUGUUUUUAUCAAGUUACGUUGUAUUUCGGGCGGGGCGAAAAAGAAUUUGAUUCGUUUUGUAUACUGUUGUAAUUCGCUAUGGCUGAACUAUUAUUUAACAUGACUAAACAGGUGAUCUUUUUUUUUUUUUUAAUUAAAUUUAUUUAUGUUUGAUUUGGUUA